CCCUCGAUUUUCUUGUGAAGGAGUAGCAGUAUUCAUGCAAAAAUAUCGUUUUGGAAAAAGAUCGACUCGGUCUUUUCCGUAAAAGAUAAUCUUGCAGAAAUACCACGAGGGUAUGGCUAGUGUAAACGAGCCGCCGGAAGAUGUGCUGAUCGAUAUCUUGUCUCGGCUUCCGGCAAGAUCCAUCCUCCGAUUCAAAUCUGUCUCCAAACGCUGGUACUCUCUCGUCCAAAAUCCUAUCUUCAUCUCCCUCCACCGCACCCACGCCCGGUUCUUCUACUGUGUCUCCCAGGAACGCACCGUCGACCAUAACCCCUGGUCCAUGCAUUUACUCCCCGACCAGACUUCAAUUCAUGACCUAGAUCUCUCUUUCACCAGGCCCCACCUUGGCAAGGAUUUCAGCCACCAAGGCUCUUGCAACGGCCUCAUGUGUCUCUCCUUGAACUCCAAUAUCGUGAUAUGCAACCCUGCAACGAGAGAAUUUAGGCUACUCCCUCAACCCCCUUGUCAUUCGUGGCAUACGAAUUACCUCGGGUUUGCUUUUGACUCCAAAACCAAUGACUAUAAAGUAGUUAGAGUCGCCACUCUCCGGGAAACCAGGUGUGUUGAUUAUAGAAUUCACAUCUAUUGCAUGAGUGCAGAUUCAUGGGAAGAACUCUUCCUAAUGGCGCUCAGCCACAACUUAGACGGUUAUCAUCAUCAUCCUUGCACAUCGAAGGAUGGGGUUUUCUAUUGGUUGACUUCUUAUGUUCAUCCUCGUGACCGGAUUGAUGUCUUAAACACGGUUGAAGGAUCGUUCAAACGAAGGUCCUUGCCCAUCGACGUUGGUUCUGAUUCGCAGAUUAAUCUUUGUCUUCUAAAUGAUUCUCUUGUCCUUAUUGUGUCAUUGUAUAACAGCCGGCUAGGAGAGACUCAGUUUGACGUGUGGUUAAUGGACGAAUUAGGAGAUCAGGAGUGUUGGACUAAAAAGUGCUCCAUUGGGCCCAUCUCAGGAAGUCCCAUCUCAGGAAGUCAACGUGCAUUUGGGUUCCAGCCAAAUAAUGAGGUUUUUAUGACUGGAUGUGACAAUGGGCUGAUUGUGUCGUACAACCAUAGCACAGGGGACACAAAAAAAUACAAACAGUUAUGCAAUUUGCCAGAACUAAGGUGUUUAAGACAAGUUUUUCAAUACUCAGAGAGCUUAGUGUCGGUUAAGAGACGACUUGAUUGA
Molecule: messenger RNA, 1207 nt
Organism: Rhododendron vialii
Lineage: Eukaryota; Viridiplantae; Streptophyta; Magnoliopsida; Ericales; Ericaceae
Product: putative F-box/kelch-repeat protein At1g12870
Exons: 1
Coding region: 113-1207 (364 amino acids)
Molecular function (GO): protein binding
Source: RefSeq, a predicted model, not a curated record